AUUUCUUUGAAAUAUAAGUUGACGUUGACGUUUACUUUCAAAAUAGAAAAGCCAACCAAUUCUAUAAUUUUUAAUGAAUUAUGGCUACUUUAUCGUCUAAUUUGUUGGAAUUAGACGUUGAUAAAUUAUUCGAAGAACACAAUAUAUCGGAAAUAAUUGAAGUUGAAAAAUUACUCGAUGUGGAAAUUGAACGAAAACGCGUCGAUCUGCGAGGAAUGGUUGGGGAACGAUACAAGGAUGUGUUAACAGCAUCGGACGCGAUAAAAUGCAUGCGUAGCGUGUCUGAGGAAAUUGUUAAUAACAUCGAAAAGAUUACGGAAAGAUGUGAAUAUUUGAUCGCUGGUGCCUCAUUAGUAGACGAGCCAUCAAUGAAACCAGUGAGUUCAAAAAGCACUAAUGAUCGAACUAUGGUGAUGGAAAUUCGUUUGGUAAUGGUAAUCAUAAGCCAGAUAUGGGUGUCGCUAGAAAAUGAAGAUUUUUCAAAAGCUGCCCAGUUAUAUCUCCUGGCUCAACAUACUCACACAGGUUUAGAGCUGUUAAGUGGUGACAUUUUAAACAAACUGCCCAUACUCAAACGGAUGAAAUCUGACAUAGACGCUUUACGAAAUAGGAUUUUAAAGCGUACAAAAGAGAAGUUGCAAACUUUAGUGCUAAGUGCUGAGGAAACUAGCAAUAAUUUAAACGUUUUGAUGCUGCUCGAGAAUUACACAAGUGGCAAUGAGUUAAUAAAUAUUUUUAUACAAAUGCGUAAAAGUGCAUUAGAGAUUGUUUUGAGUGAAACUCACAACACAGUUCGCAAUCAAGUUACAUCAAUGCUAAAAUGUCUUGUAGCCACCAUUCAUUUAUUACACGAAUGUUUUAUUAAUUUUAACAAUUCCGAGUGUGGUUUAGUAUGGCAACAAUUAAAUGAUAUUAUAAGCGAGACUGCACCAUUUACUUUGUCUAAAGUAAUUCUGCCUUAUACACCAUUGGUGAACUACAUUCCUGAUGUGAUUACACAAUUUAGACCAAAAGGGAAUAACGCAAAUGAAACCUUUGAUACCGCAGAACUGCCACAAAUAAUCGAGAAUUGGACAAGAACAACUUUGGACAGUAUUAAAAGUGGUUUACGUACAUCAUUAGAAUUAGUAACCAAUAUUAAAGGUCUAUACAUUAUUCGCGAAGAGGCAUUUAAAAUUGAAAUACCUACAAAUUGGGAGACAGUAUGUAAAAAUCUUAAUUUACCUCGCGAUUUUAGCGUGUGGUUUUACUUUUUUCAAUCCUUAAUCACAGAUCGCGCCAAGACGUUAAUGUUAAAAAAAACAUCAAAAAGUUGCUUAGAUUUUUAUACUACCAUCACUAAAGCAUUACAAGAGUCUAGUAAAACGGAACACUCAGAACGAGAUUUAAGAUGGUACAUAUGGAAAGAUGAAGAGUCGGAUGUUAGCAGAAAUGAAGAUAAACACAUAGGACUUUCAAUGAAAACUAGGGGCUACUCUCAAAAAAUUGUGCAGCUUUGUUCAAAUUUUGAUAAUAUUUAUUUGGAUUUACUGGAGGAUCUCUCACUGUAUCUGUAUGGGAAAGAGUAUGCCAAGUUAGAGGAAGAUGUUCGAUUUGUCAAAACGGAAAAUAUGAAAUAUGUAGAUAAAAUUGAAUUAGAAGAAUGCUUGCGGUUUGAAUGUCGUGACAUUUCAACCAAGGUAACCACGUUUUUGGAACAGUUAUUUUUAGCGGACCAGGAUAAAGCGGUUUAUAUAACAAAAUCGUUAAUAUGCGCAAGGUUUUUACAGGCGCUAUGUGAGUUAUGUCCCCACUUUAAAAAGUCUUCAUCCUGCAACGGUCACUCGAACGAGUGGGACCAAAUUUGUAAUAGUCUCAAUGCUUGCAGUUUGAAGUUUUGGCACAAUUGGGUUCGUCAUUGCGUUUCCCAAACGGAAAUUCUGACCAAUGAUUUACAGAAAAUUGAUGUCAUAAAUAUGCUGCAUAUACUUCCCAAAUGGGAAAACUUAGAAAUUCAAGAACAAACAGACGAAAAAAUAUUCAAAUCCCAAAUAAAGCUUCCAUCGCAACCCAACUUAAAUCUACAGAAGAUAUUUUCGACAAUUAAUGAUAGCUUGAACGCAAUUAUCCCACACACCUUGCCCAAGCAGGUUCAUCUAGAAUACCUAGAAGCACAUGUCAGCGUCAUCUUGAAGCAGUACGAAGUUCUAUCCCAGUUGGACUUAAAUCAGAUACAAGCCCUGCAGUUUUUAUUUGACGUGAAAUACUUAACCACGUUGUGUAUAUUGAGGGAGAAUGCGCUUUUAGUGUCAAAAUCGCAACAAAUUUGUGAUAAUUUGCGCUCGAAAAUAGAUCCCUUCGAUUUGGAUGUAUUUUACUCGUAUCUUCAAAACAAUGUGAAGAUGUCCGUGUUGCAGUCGCAGGUUAUCUUGGGAUGUUUGCUGCCCAAUAUGGGCCAGUUAGCCUCUCUGGGUCUGCCAGAAAGAAACAAGGAACACGAGAACGAACCUUCUAUGUUAGCAAUAAGUGUUCCUUCCACAACGUCAUGGUUCCCACUGUUACCCGUUACUGCACCCAUUCAAAAAAUUCCACAAGCAUCCUCAUUGAAGCCAAGGGAUUACAAGGAUAACAACUUGCUGUCUUCGGAUGUAAAUAAGAAGUCUUCAAAUUCAGCAAGUAGUGUGAGAUCAGGAGCUGCAGCUUUUUUUGGUUCUAUGACUACCGACUGGUUCUCCUAAUAAAGUAUUCUAGUCUUUAUUUCAUUUAAAUAGUCAUAAUGUAUAAAUAUAUUGUAAAUAUGUUUUAAUAA
Molecule: messenger RNA, 2788 nt
Organism: Photinus pyralis (common eastern firefly)
Lineage: Eukaryota; Metazoa; Arthropoda; Insecta; Coleoptera; Lampyridae
Gene: Cog1
Product: conserved oligomeric Golgi complex subunit 1
Exons: 13
Coding region: 81-2717 (878 amino acids)
Biological process (GO): intra-Golgi vesicle-mediated transport
Cellular component (GO): COG complex; Golgi apparatus
Source: RefSeq, a predicted model, not a curated record